This is a messenger RNA of Zonotrichia albicollis (white-throated sparrow), 1827 nucleotides long. It is a transcript of the gene RPP25L, whose product is annotated as ribonuclease P/MRP subunit p25 like. Gene Ontology annotation, biological process: tRNA 5'-leader removal. Gene Ontology annotation, cellular component: ribonuclease MRP complex. The record is from RefSeq and is a predicted model, not a curated record. NCBI's taxonomy places the organism in Eukaryota, Metazoa, Chordata, Aves, Passeriformes, Passerellidae. Gene Ontology annotation, molecular function: RNA binding.
AUGGCCAGUGGUUCCUUUCAGCCUUGGGCCAAGGGUGGGUAAAUUCCUUCCAGUCCCACACUCUGUAGACUGCCCCACACUCCUGUUCAUGUGAGUUGUCCAUGCUCAGGGGAAUCUGGUCUUGUGGAUCUUUUCCGCCUUGAUGUUCUCCCAUCUCUGUGCUGACAGAAGGAGUAGCUUUUGCCUUUAUCCUGCCUCUGCUUUCCUGAGGCUGCUGCAAGCCAAGGCCUGUGCUGGCUCUUUCCCUUUCCAGUGAGAGGCACAAGAGGAAACAAAUAUGGAGUUUCCAAGGCCAUGCUUUUGCAAGGGUCUCAAACCCUUCCGGUUGGUGAGAAGCUGCCCAGCUGAGUGUGACCUGGGAGUCCUGCAGGAACGGGGCAGAAUCCCCACAGGAAUCCCUGAAGAGCUUGCCGGUCCCUGAACUCUCCCUGAUCAGCACCGUCGCUGUUUUUUAAAAAAACCCACUCCCUGCAGCUGCCUGGGGAGCUCAGCAUUGCAGAAUGGAGAACUAUAAGAAGACCAAAAUUGUGGAGAAACCUUGUCCUCUUCCUUUCACUGACCUGCCCGCUGAUAUUACUGAAAUGAAGGUGAAGGAUGGGAGCAAAAUCAGGAAUCUGAUGGGCUAUGCCAUGAGCAAGAUGGAGCAGGACUCGGUGCGGCAGAUUCUUUUCACUGGCUCAGGCAAGGCCGUCAGCAAGACCAUCACCUGCGUGGAAAUCAUGAAACGAAGGCUGAAGGAGCUGCACCAGAUCACCAAAGUGCUCUUCAGACAGAUUGAAGAAAUCUGGGAGCCCAUUGUGCCUGAGGCAGGCCUCGAUGCCUUGACAGUGAAGAGGAACAUUCCUGCCAUUUGUGUCCUGCUGAGCAAAGAUGCCCUGGAUCCCCAGGAGCCGGGGUACCAGGCUCCGGGAUCUUUCGAUGCCUUCUGGACUGAGACACUGAAAGCAGAAUCGCAGGGCCAGAUGAAGCGGAAGCAGGGCGGAGGCCGGGGAGCUGCCAGCACGGGGAAGCACCCUCGCUCCACAGGGGGAGUGAUGGGCGGGCCCUGAGGCGGCGGCCCCGCGUGGUUCAGGGGAGCUGCAGAAACCAGCCCGGGGCUGUGGCUGCACAGCUGCUGCUGAACACGGGGCUCACACAGGUCUGAGGGGAGGGCAGGAGGAGCGGACUGAUGCAACUGGGUGUGAUCCUGGCUGUCUGAAAAUGGGUUUUGACAAGUUCCCUUGCCAGAGGCUGCCGGGCUGUAUUCCUUAGGGGAUCGCGGAAGAUGGGAAUUGCCUCUUCUUGUGCAAGAACUGUUGGUGUGCUGUCAGCGAGCCCCAGCGAAGGGCUGCACGCCCAGUGAGGUUUCAGGUGCCUGGGCGUGCAGCAGCCUGGGCAGUGGGACAGACACCUGUCUGUGUGCCAGGUGCAGGUUGCUCUGACCAGUACAAAGGGGAGACAGGACCUGAUGUGGAAUCCCUGGGAAGCUGCCAGCGCCGCCCUGGCUCAUGAACAUACAGACAGCAGGGCACAGGGCUGAGCCAGCCAUUUCUGUGCCUGAAGAGUCCUGCUGAGCCUGUCGGGGGGGUGGAAUGUAGGACUGCCAGGAUGCAGCUCUGUGUGGCGUCAUGUGCAGGUAGCUCCUUGGCUCAGCAGAGCUGGUGGUUGUGCAUCUCUCUCCAAACAGGCAGCAGUCGACUCGUGUUGUAACCAGCCUGAAAUCCUGUGGCUCUGCAGCUGUCCUGGGGUGGUGGUAAUGGGAAGCUCCAAAGGAUCCUGUUUGUUCCCCUUUCUGCUCCUUCAUAAUGCACAAAGAUGGUUUUAAAAUAAAGAUGUUACUUCAUGUAA